AUACAAGAGAGGACUCUUUGAGACCCCACUUCCUUUUCCUUUUCCUUACGGUCAAGAUGCUCCUCCUCCAGCUUCUCCUGCUCACUUCAAGCCUCCUCGGUGACCUCAUCUUCGCUGGCUCUGCAUUCUCUCGACCUCGACCUCGACCUCGACCUCUAUGGAAGGGAGCAUUUGAUCACCUGACGCCUGGGCUCGCCGCUGUUCUGGAUGGCGACCCUCGACUUAAAGAAGAAACAGUUGGCAAAGUCUCUCGUCUGUUUGUCUAUCCCAUCAAGUCAUGCCGCGGCCACGAGUACGGACCAGGCACGAGCCUCGAUAUCCUCACUAAAGGCUUCAAAUACGAUCGACACUGGGUCAUCUUCGCAUCGAGGGAGGAGGGUGGGAAAGGAGAGAAAUUAAGCCUACGGGAAGAUCCUCGUUUGACGUGGAUCAACACGCACAUCGAUGAAGAGAAGGGCGUGCUCCGAAUCGAGGCUAGCAAGUUGGCCAAUGUACCAGACUUGAAAACGCUCGAGAUCCCUCUUCAGCCGAGCGCCAAAGAGUUCGAGUCUUGGAAGAAGGUCGAGGUAGAGAUGUGGGGAGACUCUUCACAUGGCCGUGCAGUCGACUUCAGGAAAGGCGCCGUGCACAAGUGGUUUCAGGACUUUCUCGACAAGGCUGAACAGAAAAAUAAAGCGCACAAGGAGUGGCACCAAGUUCAGCUCAUACAGCACGACCCUUCGGCGGGACUGACAAGAAAAGUGUAUGAGCCAUGGAAGCCGGCUCAUGACGUCAACAAGAUGAAGCCAGACGAGAAAGAGCUAUACCUCGAAAACAAGAAUCUCGCAUUUCAGGAUGAAUACCAGCUGCACAUCACGACGGAAUCGUCAUUGCAUCGCUUCAACGAGGCCAUGGUAUAUCUUCUCCAGAAUCGAGAGAAAGACAAGAAAGGUUUGAAACUGCUUACUGAUGAGGAUCGAGAGAAUUGGAAAGAUUUCUCGACGAAUGAAAAGGACGAGAUGAGCUUCAAGAUGGAGCUAUUCCGACCCAACAUCGUCAUCGAAGGCGACCACUAUGCCUUUGCUGAAGAUUCGUGGGAUAUGAUGUGGCUUGGCGAAGAGAGCCAGGGGUGGCAGGCCAAGAUAGGGGCAAUCUCGAGGUGCAAGCGCUGCGGCCUGAUCUAUGUCGACCCCAUUUCCUCCUUCAUACGAUUGGUUCCGAUGAAAGUCCUCGACCUGUUUCACCAUAGAGUCAAGAAAGUAGAUGAACCAAAUGCGAAAGGGGCGGAAGGAGCGUGCUUCGGCAUGAUGUUUCGCCCGCUUCGCUUAGAUGGAAAGGUGACGAGCAUAGAGGAUGAAGCGGAAGUAGAUGAACAUGAAGCUAGAAUUGCGCUAGAGGAGAAGGAACGCAAAGGAAAAGGCAUCUUGCACUACGGUGGGAGUAGUCAGGAGGAAGAGCUAGAGAACGAGAAGAGCGAACCAUACGAGAAGCUAGGCGCCGUCGCCAUUGGUGACACCGUGAGAGCGCGCUGGCGUCCGCUCAGUGAAGACGAUGAGGUGUUCAGGAUCCACGCCAAAGAAACGAUCGAGGAGCUCUAUGCCAGGGCUGUAAAGGAAAAGAAAGCACGCAAAGAGCGAGCCUCGACUUCCUCUUAG
Messenger RNA from Acaromyces ingoldii, 1634 nucleotides. RefSeq lists its product as hypothetical. Gene Ontology annotation, molecular function: molybdenum ion binding; catalytic activity; pyridoxal phosphate binding. Bases 57 to 1634 code for a protein of 525 amino acids. NCBI's taxonomy places the organism in Eukaryota, Fungi, Basidiomycota, Exobasidiomycetes, Exobasidiales, Cryptobasidiaceae. The transcript has a single exon. The record is from RefSeq and is a predicted model, not a curated record.